This is a messenger RNA of Polypterus senegalus (gray bichir), 6577 nucleotides long. It is a transcript of the gene ankrd12, whose product is annotated as ankyrin repeat domain 12. Gene Ontology annotation, cellular component: nucleoplasm. The transcript has 13 exons. NCBI's taxonomy places the organism in Eukaryota, Metazoa, Chordata, Cladistia, Polypteriformes, Polypteridae. The coding region runs from base 16 to 6354 and encodes 2112 amino acids. The record is from RefSeq and is a predicted model, not a curated record. Gene Ontology annotation, molecular function: protein binding.
ACACGACUCAAGCCAAUGGUGCCUCGUUUUACAGAUUUUUUUUUUUUCGUCGUUGGAGACAAGAACGCAAGGGAAUGUUUUCAAAACCAGCUAAAGCAGGAAGGGGAAGACAUACUGUGGUGGUUGGGGGGUUCGUUUGACUGUUACAUUUUAAACACUAGAUUGACACUGUUGUGUUUGGUUGUAGCGGCGAGCCUGGAGAAACGCGCGGGAGCCGAAAGAGCAUUCGUAGAGGAGCAUGAUGAAAACUUUGGUAUUCAUAUGUUGCAGCUAGUUAAAAGCUGUACAAUGGCCAAACCUGGGAUUGAUAGAGAGAGCACCAUGGUUGAAAAGCAAUCUGUAAAGAAGGGCAAGGAAAAGGUUUCAGCUUUCAGUAAGACACCAAAGUUGGACAGAAGUGAGCUUUUAGGAAAAGAAAUGAAACAAAAAUCUUCAAUGAAACGUAAACUUCCUUUUACUGUUAGUCCAACCAGGAAUGAAGACAAGGACUCUGAUACAGAUUCAGAUCCAGGACACACAAAUGAAACAUGGGGAGAAAGAUUAAUCCCUCCUUGCAGGACUUAUUCAGAAAAAGAUGGACCAGAAAAGAAGAAAGUUAAGAAGGAAGCUGGAGGCAAAAAAUCAACACCUGUUAACAUUCUUUUUGGUUAUCCACUAUCAGAACGCAAGCAGAUGGCACUUCUCAUGCAAAUGACUGCACGGGAUAACAGUCCAGACUCUACCCCUAAUCACCCAACUCCAACAACACCAGUUCAGAAAAAGAUCCCUAGUACAUCCUCUCGACAGAAAGACAAGGUGAACAAAAGAAAUGAAAGAGGAGAAACUCCAUUACACAUGGCAGCAAUUCGAGGAGAUGUAAAACAAGUUAAAGAAUUAAUCAGCUUGGGUGCCGAUGUAAAUGUAAAAGAUUUUGCGGGCUGGACUCCACUACAUGAAGCAUGUAACAUGGGAUAUUAUGAAGUGGCUAAAGUUUUAAUAGCUGCAGGAGCUGAAGUGAACACGCAGGGUUUAGACAAUGAUACACCAUUGCAUGAUGCUUCAAGCAGUGGACACAAAGAUAUUGUCAAGUUACUUUUGCGUCAUAGGGGGGAUCCUUUCCAAGCUAAUAACCGUGGAGAACGACCCGUGGAUGUAGCAGAGACUGAAGAAUUAGAGCAGUUGUUAAAAGGUGAAAUACCUUUGUCUGAAGAUGACAGCUCUUCAGAUUCUGAAGAUCCAUCGUCUGUAAAUCCAUCCAGUGUGGAUGAUAAUAUAGAAGAUUCUGAUGGUGAAAAGGACAUCAAUAAUAAGCUUGUAACACCAGACAAGCCUAUAGUCACUGGUUUAGAUGAAUAUGAGUUCAAAGAUGAUGAUGAUGAUGAAGAGGAAGACUUGAACAAAGCAUUAAAUGAUAGACAUCUCCUCAGAAGAGAACUGAGGCAACGUGAGAGAGAGCAAAAGGGAAGGAACCAUUAUAUUGCAAAGUCGUUAAGGACAGAUCAGCAUAACAUUUGUAAAUCAAAGAAGCAUAAACCGUCACGAAUUCUAUUCUGUGAUAAUGAGAGCUCUGAUGAGGAGGAGAGAAAAGUAACCUCCCCUUCAUCAUCUAUUCCAACUACAGCUGAUGGUUAUAAAACAGACCUAAGGACUAAAAAAGAUUUCCCAAUUGCAGCGGAGCAUAAAGAGAAAAGUAAAGUAAAGAGAAAAUUUAAAAAUCAAAGUAAAAAUAAGGAAAAUCAAGAACUUAAGGAUGAUGGCAAGGAAAAUACUAAGUUGUCAUUUUUUCCUUCUUUGGUUGCCCUUGAAACCUCAUCUGAAAGAUCAAAAGAAGAAGAUACCUUUAAAAUGUCAUUUAGCCCAAAAGAUGAUACUUCUGUCCAUCUUUUUCACCUUCCUUCAGUAAAAUCUCCUAAAAUUAACCAUAACAUAACUGAGAAACAGACAGUGCCUCUUAAACAAGAAAAUACUAAAACAUGCUUUUCUCCUAGUGCAACUGAAAUGUCUCUAUCUUUAGAAGUUGUUCAUUAUGAUCAUUAUAUUGAUGCAGAUACCAGCACAGAAAGCUCAAGCAGCAAAAGCUUCAAGCAUAAAGAGAAAAGCAAGCACCAUCACAAGGAUAUAAGCAUCAUUGCAGAGGAUACGAAUUUGAGUCCCAAGAAGGAUGACGAUCAAGUAACAUUCUUUGAUAGUUCUGAAGGCGUAUUGCGAAAGGCGGACAGAGAUGGGAAAAUAAUCAAAAAACAUAAGUUAAAACACAAGGAAAAGGGGAAAGAAAAAAGCAAAAAGGAUCAUGAAGUGGAAAAGGAUAAGCAUAGACCACGUGAAAGCAGUAAAGAUCUGCCAAGAAAUUUGGAGUUUGAUAGGGAGUUCUGGAAAGAAAACUUCUUUAAAAGUGAUGAAAAUGAUGAACCACUUCAAAUCAAAAAUGAAAUCGGCCAGACUUGUGCCAUGGAAAAGUUGUCAGAUAAAACAGCUAAAGAAGAAAAGGUUACAAAAGAGAAACACUUAAAUAAAGACAAGAGAGUUAAAGAGGAUCGUGACAAGGAAAAAUUGAAAAGGGACAAGAGGGAAAACCUUUUCAAAGAUGACAAAGAGGACAGAAAUGACAAACCCGCUCGAGAUAGGGAAACUGAGGAAAUAUCACAUGGCUUUAGUCUUAUGAAAGAUGAACAAGAGCAGCAUGUUAUCACAGACAGGGACAUGAAUAAUGAUCAAGAGCUUGACUCAAAAGCAACUAAAGAAAGAAAUGAAAAGAAGUCACCUGUCAAAGAAAAGGAUUCAGAAAAACUGGAUAAGAAACAGUCUGAAAAAGACAGAAAAAAUAAAGGUGACCACAAUACCUUUGAAAAAAAUGAAUGCUGUGAUUCUUCAGAAAAAUUAAAGGAUAGAGACAAAAGCAUUUUCUCCUGUUAUGGAGAAAAAUGUAAGGAAGGUGAGAAGCCAAAAACUGUUCUGUCUAUCAAAAAACAAGAGGAAAAUAAGAAGAAUAAGGAGAAACUGGAGAGAAAGCAUGAUAAGGAAAAGACAGAGAGAGAGCGCUUUUUGGUUGAGAGCAAGGAUAAAGAUAAGAAUAUUUUUGAGAAGAAAUCAAAGCUAACAGAUCGAGGAUGUGAGAUAAGCAAAUAUGAUCGCAUGAAAGAAAAAGAACAUGACAAAAAGAAAAAGGACAAAAUCAGAGAUCUUUCAUCUACAGUAUAUCCAAAAGUAAGUUUGGAGGAAAAGAAGAACAUUGUAACAGAAUGCAACAAGGCAUGCCAUGAAAAAGCAUUGCCAUUAAAGGAAAAACCAAAAGAUGAAGCAGUCAAAAUCUCUGAGAAAGACAGAAAGGAAAAGGAUAGAGAAAUUGACCGUUACAAAGAGAGGGACAAGCACAAGGAUAAGACUCAAAUAGUCAAACCCAAUAAAGUAAAAACAAAUGAAUCAGAAGUUGAUAAGCUGAAGCUUAAACCAUCUCCAGUUGCCAAAGAUAUGAGACCAAAGGAAAAGCGACUUGUAAACGAUGAUCUAAUGCAGACCAGUUUUGAGAGGAUGCUGAGUCUUAAAGAUUUAGAAAUUGAGCAGUGGCACAGAAAACAUAAGGAAAAAAUAAAACAGAAGGAAAGAGACAGAAUGAGACAUAGACCUGGGGUGGAGGUUAACAAACAAAAAAUUAAGGAUAGACCAAAAAGCUCCCCUUCUGAAACAUUCAAUAAUAAGGAGCUGUUUUGGUCUAAAAGUACAGAUGGCUCUGAGACUCACAAUAAUAGAGAAAAAGUACUAAAAGAUGCCACAAGCACUAGGUCUUAUUCUUUAGAUGCAAAAUGUUUGCUAAGUACUGGAAAAGCUAAUCUAGGCACAGACUGCAACUUGACUCGUUCUCCCAGGCCUGACAAUGAAAAAUCUAAUUUGAUUUCAAGAUCCGUUUCCAUGACUUCCAUGACAAGCUCAGAAGAUUCUUGCCAAAUAGCAACAACAGUACCCCGGCCAGGGGCAGAUAUUGAUUCCGACUUUGCAUUUGAGGCUUCAGAUGUACCACUGGCUUCAUCACAGCCAUCUUAUUUUAAUGCUGGUAAAUCGCCUGCCAUUAAUGAAAAAGAAAAUGAAAGUGGUAUACUUGAACUUUCACAGGAAGGGAAGUCAAUGGUGUCUAGUACACAACAGACAACAUGUGUAAGGCUGACUUCAGCAGAUGAUAGUAAGUUAUCUGUAAUCAGCAGCCCUCUGAGAGGUGAAGAUCAAAAGCAAGCCAUAUGGACAUAUUCUGAUAAUGAACACAAAUGUACAGAAAGAACUAUAGCACCAGUACAUGAAAGUCAAGACAAUCAGACUAGUGUACAUGCAAUUAAUUGUAAUACUGCAGCAGACAAAGAAGAAGGAAGUACAUACAUAGAUGAUUUUACUUCUCACUCUUCACUACAUGUUCCCCAACCUGUUUUACAGACCAGUCAUACCCAAACAUCAACAGAUUUUGCAUCACUACAAAGUGAAAAUCUCAAGGAAGUCUCUUGUUGUGAAUCUGAAAAUAACCAAAAUGCUGGAAUAAAAUUACAAAAGAUGUGUAGAGUAGAUCUGCAGCCUAUGACAGAAGCAAUCAGCCUGCCUUUACAAAGUGUCUUGAUUGAGAAGCCAAAUGAUAUGCUUUCCAGUGACCACAUAAAGCAGGAAAACAUUAGUUCAGUGUCAUUGAAGGAGUCUGAAAUUAAAUUAUCUCAUCCUGCAGUCCUGCAAACAAAGGUGCAGCAUGGAAAUUGCAUUGACCACCUGGAAUUUCAGCCAAGCUCCUGUGAGGAAAGACCAGAAUUGUUGGAAGAUGGCUAUACAUCCCCUCAGCUAGUUAUAAAAGACCAAUUUUGUGUCAAGAUAAGUGAAAGGAUUUCUUUAAGUCCAAAUGAAAGAACUGAAGACCAAAACACAGAACUUGGUUCCCCUGCCAAACCUGAUACUGUUAAAUUAGAAUGUUGUGACUCACAACAGUUAAUUUGUCCUAUGCAGGAAUCUGUCAAAACUGUUAUUGAAAGUUCUUCAAGUAAAACUGUGGCUAACAAUAUUUUAAAAAGUGAUGUUGAGGUAAAAUCUGAUACAUACAGCCAUACUGGAAUUAUAUCGUCUAAUUUUGAAGCAAACGUUGAAAUGGACGCUAGCAGCACAAAUGCACAACACACUGAUAAAUCGAGUGCUGCUAAGAUUUCAGCUGCUUUAGAAAACAGUUCUGAUUUGGAUAAAAGGGCAAAAACAGUUUUAGAAAACACUGAAUUCCUCAGCAAGAAUAAUUUAGAAGAGUUGUCCCUUGAAGAAGGAACUGUCAAUAUGCUCUCUGAUACAACUAGUCCAAUGCAAACGGUGGCAGAAAUAAAGACCGAAGCAGUUGAAUUCGCCUCAGAAGAAACAGGACAUGAUGAUAAGCUAGAACAGGAUAUUUCUCAUAGAGUCACCAGGACCCGUGCAAAUUCACAAGCAAGCCAAUUAAAAUGUACUUCUGCUCAAGAUUCAGACUCUUCUGCAUCUGUUAAAACAAAAAAUAAAUUAACAGAUGAGGAGGAGAUUCAAGUGCACCAUCCCAGAAAGCGAAAGAUGCCAAGAGUGCCUCAGCCUGUACAAGUUAAUCCCUCUCUGCAGCAGGCUAAAGAAAAAACACAGCAGUCCCUCGCUGCUAUUGUGGAUUCUCUAAAGCUGGAAGAUAUUGAGCCUUACCAGACAGACAGAGCAAACCCUUACUAUGAAUUUCUGCACAUCCGAAAGAAAAUUGAAGAAAAGAGAAAAGUAUUAUGUAGUGUUAUUCCACAAGCACCACAGUAUUAUGACGAAUAUGUAACAUUUAAUGGAUCGUAUCUUCUAGAUGGAAAUCCAUUGAGCAAGCUCUGUAUUCCAACUAUAACACCACCUCCUUCGUUGUUAGAACCAUUAAAGGAACUAUUCAAACAGCAAGAAUUGGUGAGAAUGAAGCUUCGUUUACAACACAGUAUUGAGCGGGAUAAACUUACUGUAUCCAAUGAGCAAGAAGUUCUUCGUGUCCAUUACCGAGCUGCUAGAACACUGGCUAAUCAGACACUUCCAUUCAGUGCAUGUACUGUUCUCUUGGAUGCUGAAGUUUACAAUAUGCCACAGGAUUCACAGACUGAUGACAACAAGACAUCUGUUAGAGAUCGUUUCAAUGCUCGGCAGUUUAUGUCAUGGUUGCAAGAUGUUGAUGACAAAUUUGACAAACUUAAGACUUGCCUUCUUAUGAGGCAGCAGCAUGAAGCUGCUGCUCUGAAUGCUGUGCAGAGACUGGAAUGGCAACUCAAAUUACAAGAACUUGACCCUGCAACAUAUAAAUCUAUUAGUAUUUUUGAGAUUCCAGAAUUUUAUGUUCCACUAGUUGAUGUCAAUGACGACUUUGAGUUGACACCUAUAUGAUAAUGGGAGCCCUACAGAGUGGAGCAUAUUGUUAAAUAGCAGGACAACAGACACCACUGUGAUGGAAAAGUUGCAGGAAAACUACCCAACUCAUCAUACCGGAGCCCUUACCACACCCUGCACUAUUGCAAGCAAAAUGAGUUUACAGUCCGUGAGCUCCAAGAGUAAGGUUCAUGUUUUAAGCAUCAAUCUUUGUUUUUACCUAAUGGUAAAAAAAAAAAAA